Messenger RNA from Tetrahymena thermophila SB210, 597 nucleotides. RefSeq lists its product as hypothetical. The record is from RefSeq and is a predicted model, not a curated record. The transcript has a single exon. Lineage: Eukaryota; Ciliophora; Oligohymenophorea; Hymenostomatida; Tetrahymenidae.
AAAACUCAAAAAUGGUAAUAUUUAUUUUAAUAAUUAAAAGAUAAUUAAAUAUUAAAACAUAAGAAAGAAUCUACUAAUAUUUAUAAGAAAUCAAUGAGAAGAUUUGUCUUUACUUUACUCUGUAUAAUUUCCUUAACAACGAUAAAAGCUUAAUUUGAUGAACCUUAUGAGGAUAUUUUAAAAGUUCUUGCAUGCUUACAGGCUCCAGAAGUAUCUAUAUAAUGCGAAAAUACAGAUUAAGCUUGCAUUGAUGAAAUGGAAUAAGUAAUUCUUUGUAGUAAAAAUUGUAAUGAAAAUCCAAAUUCCUUUAAUGCAGUUGCAUAAUGUAUUAAAUCUUAAUGUAAAUUUAAAAUUCAAAAAAUAUAAGCUUCUAUUGAUAAAUAAGUUGAAUGUAUGACCUUAUUCAAACCAUCAAUAGAUCACUAAGGCCAAUUGAAAAAUCAAACAAACAUAGAAAAAAGUAUUGAUCAGCUUGAGAAAAAAUAAUAAAAGGAUCAUCAAAUUUUAUAUGCUACUGAAUCAGAAUAAAUCAGUAUAUCAAAUACUAUCUCUCUAUCUUUUGCUCUAUUAUCAGCAUUUUUAACAAUUUUAUUUUGA